This is a messenger RNA of Camelina sativa (false flax), 920 nucleotides long. RefSeq names its product cyclin-dependent protein kinase inhibitor SMR11. Lineage: Eukaryota; Viridiplantae; Streptophyta; Magnoliopsida; Brassicales; Brassicaceae. The record is from RefSeq and is a predicted model, not a curated record.
CUAAGAUUCACUUCUCAUUCCCAAAAAUAUAAAUGAAAAAAAACCCCUAAAAAAUGGCGCAAACAAAAAAGCAAAGAACAGAGCCGUCAGGUCUCGUAAACUCGAUGGAGCAAGAAGAGCCAUGUGAAGCCGUCAAAGAAACAGCUUCGAUUAUAGAGCCGCCCAAAACUCCAAACCCUAAUGUCCCAGAUUCGAUUCCAGCCACCAUCGAUUCUGAUUCUUCUCUGUCGGAAGAAGAGAUAAUAACCACACAGAGUGACAUAGGAGUCGAAUCGAUGAAGAUUGAUUCCAGUUCAAUCUCAGAUUUUGUUUUGGUAUCUGAUGAAGAAAUUGUAGAGUCUAUUUACCAGAGUCUGUUGAGAAUCAUUUUCUCGUUGCAGAGUCAAGGUGUAGCUGCUGUUUCUGUUUCUGCUUCUGCUUCUGCUUCUGCUGCUGAGGUUUGGUGUUUUGAUGGUUGCAAGACACCGCCUCCUUCUUCUCGGAGUCUGGAUUCGAAGAUGAUUGAUGAUACUUGUCCUGGAGCUCCUAUGAAGCUCACUAAGAUAUCGAGGAACAUUGAUUCUGGAUUGAGAAGGAAACUGUUCUGAAUCUGACAUGGAGUUUAGACUGACAUGAGUUGUUGUUGUUGUUGUUGUAUGACCUGAGUUGUUAGCUAUAAGGAGCUUUUCAGGGGUUUUUUUCUAAAACUCUUGUGUGGCUCUUGGUUUGACUUUGUUUGUACAGUCUUCUUAGGCUUUUUAUUAUGUGUAUUGCUAAUGCUAGCUAGGCUAGUUGAUGUUGGAGAUAUUCGGAGUUUCUUCUGUUUUUUUAGAUUUAAAAUAAAAACCAAUCCUUUUUCUUUCUUUCUUGUCUGUAAUUUGUGUUCAUGUUUCCUGCAACUUAUGAGCGGUGAGGAAUCUUUAAUAAAGUUUUUAUCUUUC